UCUCGCGACUGCACUCGAUUGAUCGAGCCUGAGCCAACAUGGCAGCGCCCAUGUAGCACAGUCCAUACCGCGAAGGCGACGGAGGGCCGCGGCGCGGGUCCCGCGAGGGUCAGAAGUCACCAUGCUGAGGGUGGCGUGGAGGGCGCUGAGUUCGAUUAGUACCCAGGCAGUGACCCAGGCCCCAGUCCUCGGGCUUCCGGGCGGAGGGUGCGCCAGGUUUCCCUAUGUCCAGCGGGCCCUUCCCUCACGUCCUGCAGGUCUCAUUCUCCGGGCCGCCCGUGGAUAUGCCGCCCAAAAACCAGUCCAGCCCAACCAAGAUGACCCGCCUCCUUCCAUGCUGCUCCUGGACUACCAGAACGUGCCUGGAAUUCAUAAGGUUGAUGAUGUUGUGAAAAGACUCUUAUCUUUGGAAAUGGCCAACCAGAAGGAGAAGCUAAAAAUCAAGAAGAUGCAGUUGAUGAACAAGGUCCUGGAAAACCCUGAGGACACUAGCUCCCUGGAGGCUCGAAUUGUUGCCUUGACUGUCAAGAUCCGCAAUUAUGAAGAACACAUGCAGAAACAUCGAAAGGACAAAGCCCACAAACGCUUUCUGCUAAUGAGCAUUGACCAAAGGAAAAAGUUGCUCAAAAACCUCCGCGAGACCAACUAUGCCGUCUUUGAGAAGAUAUGCAAGGAGCUAGGGAUUGAGUACACCUUUCCCCCUCCGUACCACCGAAAAGCCCACCGCCGCUGGGUGACCAAGAAGGCUCUGUGCAUCCAGGUUUUCCAAGAGGUUCAAAAGCUAAAGAAGCAAAAAAGAGCCUUAAGAGCUGCAGCUGUAGCAGCCCGCAAACAAGGCCAGAAGAAUCCAGAGAGCCCUUCCAAAGCUGGACCAGAGGCAAUCAAAGGAAACCAAUAAAUGUUGUUAAAGUUC
This is a messenger RNA of Phacochoerus africanus (Common warthog), 913 nucleotides long. It is a transcript of the gene MRPS15, whose product is annotated as mitochondrial ribosomal protein S15. Gene Ontology annotation, cellular component: ribosome. Lineage: Eukaryota; Metazoa; Chordata; Mammalia; Artiodactyla; Suidae. The record is from RefSeq and is a predicted model, not a curated record. Gene Ontology annotation, molecular function: structural constituent of ribosome. Gene Ontology annotation, biological process: translation.